Messenger RNA from Drosophila innubila, 4088 nucleotides. RefSeq names its product transcription factor Sp2 (gene Spps). Lineage: Eukaryota; Metazoa; Arthropoda; Insecta; Diptera; Drosophilidae. Gene Ontology annotation, molecular function: RNA polymerase II cis-regulatory region sequence-specific DNA binding; DNA-binding transcription factor activity, RNA polymerase II-specific. The coding region runs from base 320 to 3439 and encodes 1039 amino acids. The record is from RefSeq and is a predicted model, not a curated record. The transcript has 2 exons. Gene Ontology annotation, biological process: regulation of transcription by RNA polymerase II.
CUCAUCUCUCUUUCGCGUUUAUGUUUGUCAAAACAAAAAAAAAAUUAAAAUUUACUAGAAUUUUGUACAAUUAGCCACUAAUUAUAGUAUAUGUCCCAACAUGCAAUGUAAAUAGAGUGUUCCGUGUGUAUUUGUGUAUGUGUGUCUUCGUGCUAUUGCGUAUAAAAUAAACAAAUGUGUCGUCUGAAAAAUUGUCCCUUGAGUGAGAAAAAAAAAUGGACAUAUUCGUAUUUAAAUUAAAUGAUCAAUGCACUUGUGCUGACCAAUAUUAAAGGUCUCAAAUCGAACAUCCACUUGUUAAGCAGUUAGAAAGGCAACAAUGUUGCAAUAUAAAAACGCCAACGCAGCCGUUGCAAAUGUGGUCAACAACAACAAUAACAAUGGGCAAUCGGGAACUACGACGGUUGCCUCCGCCGCUGUCGCUGCCUCCCCCGCAAAGGGGACACAGGCUGCAAAUAGUGUAAAUAAUAACUCGGCUGCUACGCCCGCUCCACAAAUGCAACAGAUAAUCAACAUACAUCAAAUGCCCUCGCAGUUUGUACAGGCAGCGCAGUUGCAACAAGCUGGAGGCGCCACUACAGUUGCUGGCAUGCCGCAGAACAUGUUUCAGAUCGUGCAGCCAAUGGCCAUGCAAACGGUUAAUAUUGAUGGGCAGGAGGCCAUCUUCAUACCCAACAUAAAUGCCCAGCUGGCCACAGCUCAGCCAGUGAAUAUCAAUGGUCAGCAGGCGUUCAUUACGCCCAAUGGACAAAUUGUGCGUGCACCUCAAGUUCAGGAUCAGACACAGACGCAGACGCAGCUGUUUACCAUACCCGGUACAAAUAUACAAAUACCGCUGGCAAACAUUGUCCAACAGCAGCAGCAGCCACAGCCACAGCCACAACAGCAGCAACAACCUCCACAGUCGGCAACGCCAGCACUUGGACUUCAAGCCCAGCAGCAACAGCAACAACAACAACAGCAGCAACACAAUCAGACAACUGGCGGGGCGGGAGCAACAGGAGCGGGACAAACUAUCACCAUUCCAGGCACCAAUAUACAGAUACCAGCCUCUAUGGCAGCAGCCAAUGGUUUGCUGGGCAACAUUACGAAUCUGCUGGGCGUAGGAGCGCCCACAACGAUUAAGCUGGAGAAUGGACAGACGUUGCAGAAUAUCCAAUUGCGUGCGGCAACGGCAGGAUCCGCACCACAAUUGCUGCAGUUCCCACAGCCAGCACCGGCGGCACCAACGCUGCAACAGACGGUGGCCGUGCAGAUUCCCGUGCAAACAGCCAACGGACAGACCAUCUACCAGACCGUGCAUGUUCCCGUACAAGCAGCCGCGGCAACAGCGCCGUCAGCUCCACCCUCGUUGUCCAAUCUAACGCAGUCGCUUCAGGCGAUGCCUGCAUCAAUGCAACAGGCUGCGGCUCAGAUGCAAAUCAUACCACAAUUUGCACAAAUCGCACAAAUUGUUACGCCCAAUGGACAGAUACAACAGGUGCAAUUGGCUCCGUUGAAUGCACUCAAUUAUUCGCAGUUGCCGCCAAAUGCGAAUAUUAUUCACAUACAGAAUCCUCAGCAGCAGCAGCAGUUUGUGCAGCCGCAGCUUCACCAGCAACAGCAACAGCAGCAAGUGCAACAACAGCAACUGCAGCAGCAAGUGCAACAGCAGCAACAACAACAACAGCAGCAGCAACAACAACAACAGCAGCAACAGGCGGCAGCAGCAGCAGCAGCGGCUGUACAGCAACAACAUCAACAACAGCAGCAACAACUCAUCAAUGCUAUCAACGAGGCAGGCGGCCAGUUGCCAGCCAAUCAACCCAUUACCAUAACCAAUGCACAGGGUCAACAGUUGACGGUGAUACCAGCACAGCAGCUGCAACAGUUGCAACAAUUCCGUGCUAACCAAAAUGCUGCAGCUGCUGCAAUGCAAUUGCAAUCGGCCAAUCUACAGGCAUUGCCCAUACAAAACAUACCCGGAUUGGGUCAGGUGCAGAUCAUUCAGGCGAAUCAAUUGCCAGCAAAUAUGGCUGCCAAUUUUCAACAGGUGCUCACCCAGCUGCCGAUGCCCAUGCAAACGACAGCGACGAGCAACAAUCAAGUUCAGAACUCGAGCAGCAAUGCAAGCACACCGCUUGCAAUGAUGCCCAAACAGGAGCCACAGAGUCCGACGCAGUUGAUAACGAAUAUCAAACAGGAGCCACCAGAUACAUGCGUGUCCAAUGCCUCUCCACUGAACAACAACAACAUUAACAACAAUCCCCCCAAUCCUGCGCCAAUUACUGUUCAGCAACCGCAGCAGCAACAAAUCAAAUUUAUUGUGCCACAGUCGCCACAGCAGCAGCAACAACAAGCACAACAACAGCAGCAACAGCAACAACAACAGCAGCAGCAACAACAACAACAACAACAACAGUUGCUUAGUGAUGGCAACCAUCUGCCGAUAGUUACAAUCCCAGCCUCCAUACAGAUAACCGCCUUGCCACCGCCGUCAGCUCCGGCAGCAACAGCACGGAACACACCAAAGCCGAAUCUGUCCAGCGGUGGCACACAGAUAACCAUGAGCUCUGGUGGCCAAGUCGUGUCACUAACGACGCCAGCUCGCCAGACUAAGCAGGUGAAGCAAUCAUCGCAGUCUUCCCAGGCGGCAACCAGUGUCAAUGUGAACAUCAAUGUGGGUGAGAGCGUUGCAUCUGCACCGGAGAUAAAGCCGCGAUUGAAGCGUGUUGCCUGCACCUGUCCCAACUGCACGGAUGGAGAGAAGCAUUCGGAUCGCAAGCGACAGCACAUUUGCCACAUACCUGGCUGUAGCAAGGUCUACGGCAAGACAUCGCAUCUUCGGGCCCAUUUGAGAUGGCAUACGGGAGAGCGUCCCUUUGUCUGCUCGUGGAUGUUCUGCGGCAAACGCUUCACACGCUCCGAUGAGCUGCAGCGUCAUCGGCGUACACACACGGGCGAGAAGCGCUUCCAGUGCCGGGAAUGCAACAAGAAGUUCAUGCGCAGCGAUCACCUGUCCAAGCACAUCAAGACGCACUUUAAGACACGUUCCGGUGUCGAGCUCAUCGAGCUAAACAUUAAGCAGGAGCAGAAGAUGAAUGCACCCAAAAGCAUUAGCACCAUGAGCGGCAUUGUCACCAUUGAGAUCCCAUCAAGCGGUGCAGCCGCCAAUGGCAGUGGCGCCUCCAGCGUGGCGGCAACAGUUGCUGGCUCAACUGUAUCGGCAGCUCCUGGUGGUGCAACAAUUGUACAGCUACCGACGCUAUGCGGUGAUGAUGUGGUUGGCGGUGCAUCCACCGAUAGUUUUGGUGAGGAUGAUGACAUGGAGGAUGAGGAGAUGACCGAAGAGGAUGAUGAGGAAUUAACCGAGGAAGAUGACGAGGAUGAGGAGGAUAGCGGCGAUGAGGAGAAACUGGCCAUCUCUGUCAGCGAGCUGGGCGAGAACUCAUCCAACUAGCAUUCGGAAUCCCUGUUCAUGGAACAGUUCAUCUUUGAUCACUUUCCAUAGCCAUAGUAGCCCCCGAUCGCGGGACUGUUAAAUGACUUUCAACCUGUACAAAUGCCCCCCUUUGUCCCCUGUCCCCCUUAAUGUUUUUGAUGUAAAUCUUUGUAUAUAGUUCAGAUAUAUUUAUAAGUUAUCAUUCGGCUUGCCGAAGCAUCAAACCCCCUUGCAAUGUCUGACAAAGUAGAAUUUUUUAAUUUUGUAUUUAAAUUUCACGAUUUCAAUUUUUUUCUUGACUUGUACAAAACAAACUUGCUAAAACAAUUGUUCAUAUUUAUAAAAAUCCUUCAAACAUAAUUGUAAGUUCUGUUCGGACCUUAAAACAAAUUGUGCAAGCACUGUAAGGGUAUCAUAACAUCAUAAACAUUUGUAUUUAUAUUUCUGUAGCAUAAGUUUUUACUAUAUACGAGUAUCAUUUGGAAAACAAGAAUGGAUAACUAAAGAAUACGCGAUUUUAACUAGGAUAGUAUCAUUAAAGCAAAAAUAAGUAUGACUUUUAAGGAAAUUUUUAUAUUCAAAACGCACAAUAAAUCAUGUUGAAGAGGAGCAUGUUUAAAAUAAUUUGUAAUGUACUUAAAAUAAAUUCAUUUUUCGUUGUUCAGUA